AUGCCCUGGAAACGAUUGUCGAUUUUGAAGGGUAUCGUACUUGGUGCUCUCAUCAACAUGCCAUUAAAUACGAGAUUCGGGCUUGGAAAGAUGCUUAUCUUCGGAUGUUUCUUCCAAACUGCCUGCUUCGCUACGCAGUCACUCGCACUUCCGUUCCCCGCCUUCGUCUUUUCCUUCUUUUACGGAGGGAUUGGAAUGGCCGUGCAGGACGCUCAGGCGAACGGAUUUAUCGCGACGGUGAAGUACCAAGCAGAGAUGAAGAUGGGGUUCCUUCACGCCGCCUACGAUUGCCUUUCCCAAGCCGGCGAGAUCGUCCCGGACAAGACAGAAGAUGCCCCCGGUGCGACAUAUGGAGAGUUACUUAAGCUUAAGGCAGUCCAUCUAUUAGCUCUCUUCCUGCUUGUUUAUAUCGGAAUUGAGGUGACGAUAGGAGGUUGGAUAGUCAGUUUUAUGCUGAUUAUCCGCGACGGUGGACCAUCAUCUGGCUACGUCGCGUCUGGCUUCUUCGGCGGAUUAACUCUUGGGCGAGUGGUCCUUAUCUGGGUGAACAGGAAGCUCGGCGAAAUCCGCGCAGUUUACGUUUAUACCGUCUUCGUUAUACUCUUCCAACUCGUAGUCUGGCUCGUCCCUUCAUUCUACACUGGUUGCAUCUCCGUAUUCUGCAUCGGCAUCCUCCUUGGACCGCUCUAUCCUAUCGCCAUGAACCAUACGUCGCGAGUCCUGCCCCGAACGCUCGUAACGGGCGCCAUUGGGCGCGAUGGCGUCGAAAUAUGGAAUCCAGAGUUUGCAGCCUUAGUGGGAUUUGCGACCGUCUCCUGGAUCUUUGUGGUUGCCUGUACGGGUAGCGUGAUCGGUGCGCUCAUGAACAUGCCAUUGACUACGAGAUUCGGGUUUGGAAAGAUGCUGGUGUUUGGAAGUUUCUUCCAAACGGCGGCAUUUUUUGUGCAGUCACUUGCACUUCCGUUCCCCCUAUUCGUCUUUUCCUUUUUUUCCGUCGGCAUCGGUGCGGCCACCCAGUGCGCCCAGGCGAAUGGGUUUGUUGCUACAGGGAAGUACCAAGCAGAACUGAAGAUGGGCUUCGUUCACGCCGCCUACGGUUGUGGCGCUCUCUUUGCCCCGAUCUUCGCCACACCCUUAUCGCAGACCAAAUACUGGCCAUGCCACUACCUGAUCUCGUUGGGCCUAUCCCUCAUAAACACGGUAACCCUUGCCCUCGUCUUCCGCUUCAAGGACCAAGAUUAUUGCCUUUCGCAAGCUGGCGAGAUAGUCCCGGACAAGAUGGAGGAUGCGCCAGACCCCACGUACGGAGAAUUGCUGAAACUGAAAGUCGUUCAUCUUCUGGCGCUGUUCCUGAUUGUCUACGUUGGGAUUGAGGUCACGAUUGGAGGCUGGAUUGUUAGUUUCAUGCUGAUUAUCCGCAAUGGUGGGCCAUCUUCUGGCUAUGUAGCGUCAGGUUUCUUCGGCGGAUUGACCCUCGGAAGAAUCACGCUCCUCUGGGUGAACCGGAAGCUCGGAGAAAUCCGUGCAGUUUACGUCUACACCGCUCUUGUUAUUCUCUUCCAACUGAUUGUCUGGCUCGUCCCUUCAAUCUAUGCCGGGUGCAUCUCCGUGUUCUGCAUCGGUGUCCUCCUCGGACCGCUAUACCCCAUCGCCAUGAAUCACAUCUCCCGCAUCCUUCCACGUGCGCUCGUCACAGGCGCCAUCGGCUGGGUCUCAGCGUGUGGCUCAUCUGGAAGCGCUGUCCUACCAUUCUUCACAGGCGCGAUGGCGUCGAAAUAUGGGAUUCAGAGUUUGCAACCAUAUCUGGUGGCGAUGAUGGUCUUAAUGGGAAUUAUUUGGAAGAUGGUACCCAAGACUGCCGUUUAG
Molecule: messenger RNA, 1866 nt
Organism: Cyclocybe aegerita
Lineage: Eukaryota; Fungi; Basidiomycota; Agaricomycetes; Agaricales; Hemipholiotaceae
Source: the annotation of a GenBank genome assembly